AUGACAUCCAACGAAUUCGGCGCUCUCAUCCUCAAUCUACUCAUCUUUAUCACAACGCUAGUUAACAUCAGCUAUGCCCUAAUUAAUACUGAACCAUUACUGAUAAUAGUCAUGUACAGUCUCUGUAAGGUUUUUACAGCGCCACCUGAGAGCGGCAUAGUCGCUAGCUGUCAGCACAAGAGUCUCUUCGAAGAAUCAUUAUCAUGGCAUAGAUCUGCUUCGCCUAGGCCAUCUGCAACCUAA
Messenger RNA from Blumeria graminis f. sp. triticale, 243 nucleotides. The record is from the annotation of a GenBank genome assembly. Lineage: Eukaryota; Fungi; Ascomycota; Leotiomycetes; Helotiales; Erysiphaceae.